This is a messenger RNA of Miscanthus lutarioriparius, 900 nucleotides long. The record is from the annotation of a GenBank genome assembly. Lineage: Eukaryota; Viridiplantae; Streptophyta; Magnoliopsida; Poales; Poaceae.
AUGGCCUCCGACGCGGGGCUCUCCCUACCGUGCCGCCUGCCCUCGCCCCUCCCUCCACCGGUGCUGCGCCGGUUGCCCCGUGCCGCCGCCGCGGCGUCCACCUCCCCGCGGUGCCGCGUCGGGGCGGCGGCGGCAGCCGUGCCCGCGCGCGCCCGCGCCCGCGGCCGGUGCCGGCCUCGCGCCUCCGAGGGCGAGGCUCAGGGCCCGGUAGUGCAGCAGCAGGAGGUGGACAACGAGGCCUUCUAUUACGACCAGAAGGCGAUCAUGUCCAACGAGGAGUUCGAUAACCUCAAGGAGGAGCUCAUGUGGGAAGGAAGCAGCGUUGUGAUGCUAAGCGCAGAUGAGCAAAAGCUUUUGGAAGCCUCCAUGGCAUAUGUCUCUGGCAACCCCAUCAUGACGGAUGAAGAAUUCGAUGAAUUAAAGUUGAGACUAAAGAAAGAAGGAAGCGACAUUGUACAGGAAGGUCCAAGAUGCAGCCUACGGAGUCGAAAGGUCUACAGUGACUUGACUGUUGACUACUUCAAGAUGUUGCUGCUAAAUGUUCCAGCAGCUGUGGUAGCUCUGACACUAUUCUUCUUCUUGGAUGAUUUGACGGGAUUUGAAAUCACAUUUCUUCUUGAGUUGCCAGAGCCUUUCAGUUUCAUCUUCACAUGGUUUGCUGCACUGCCUUUAAUAUUUUGGGUAGCACAGGCAAUCACUAAUGUCAUAGUGAAAGACUUUCUGAUUUUGAAGGGCCCAUGUCCAAACUGUGGGACUGAAAAUCUUUCCUUCUUCGGGACCAUAUUAUCAGUGUCUAGCGGUGGUUCAAAAAACAGUGUAAAAUGUACAAGUUGUGGCACUACGUUGGAGUACGACUCUGCAUCCCGAUUGAUUACACUCCCAGAACCGGCUGAGGCAUAA